Brassica napus (rape) is the source of this 1374-nucleotide messenger RNA. RefSeq lists its product as uncharacterized. Lineage: Eukaryota; Viridiplantae; Streptophyta; Magnoliopsida; Brassicales; Brassicaceae. The transcript has 2 exons. Bases 1 to 1374 code for a protein of 457 amino acids. The record is from RefSeq and is a predicted model, not a curated record.
AUGUCUGCAGCUAUGGAUAGGGCUCUUAUGGCUCUCUCACUGGAAGAAGAGGAAGAGGAAGUUCCGUUUGUCAUGCCGGAGCUCCCUGGUUUUAGUUCUACAGAAGAAAAUGCGCUAAGCCUCAUCGGGAGGACUCUCAAUCCAGAAUGUCAAAAAAUCUCUGGGUUAAUUCUCACUAUGCCAAGGAAGUGGCAGAAGGAAGGUCGAGUUAGGGGGGUAGCGUUGUCGGAAGAAAAGUUCCAGUUCAUCUUUAAAAAUGAACAUGAUCUGAUAGAUGUGUUAGAGAAAGGGGUCCAAACUUUCAAUGAGUGGGCGAUUGUCUUGGAAAGAUGGGUGGAGAACCCACCAGAUGACUAUCUUCAGUUCAUCCCCCUUUGGGUCCAGAUAAGCAAAAUCCCAGUCAACUUUUACACUGAGGCUGCUCUCAUGACUCUAGGGGAAAUGCUAGGUGAAGUUAAGGUUCUUGCCUUCGAUCCUACGAAACCUAUCACUCAGCCCUUCAUUAGGGUUCAGAUUCGCUUCAAUGUUGCUAAUCCUCUGAAGAUGGCGAGGGUUCUGGAUAUGGGAGGAGGCAAAACUCAUACGAUACAUUUCGAUUUCGAGAAGCUCCAGAAGAGAUGUUAUACCUGCAAGAGGCUGAAUCAUGAGAAACAAGUCUGCCCUUUGGAGAUCAAAAAACGUCAAUCUGAUGCUACGCGGAGAAGAGAAAGGAUUAUAGCUGAAAAGUUCAAAGAUAACAGUGUUCUGCAACAGAAUGAUCCUCUCUUCGGGGUGCUGGAAGAAGAGCAGGUUGACAAGGUGAAGAAAUCAGUUAGAGAAGUCGAGAAAGAUCCUCUGUUACAGAGGACCAUUCUGAGACUAGAGCAAGCUCCGGUCUUUACUACAGAGUUAAACAAAGGCAAAGGACCAGUGUUUGACUACGGAGAGAAGGAGAUGGUUCGACGUAAUUGGGACAUCAAUGCCAAGCCGACCAAACUCUUGGCUGAUUCCAUGAAGGCUAACAGAAAUGUCGUGCUCACAGAUUCUUCACCGAGAUACAAUAUUGGUUCGAAUGAUGAAGCUGAAGGUUACUAUCUGGACACUUCUUCUGUCAGUCUUACGGUUUUUCGAGCUGAGUUCUCUAAACCUAGUUCUUCCGGGACUGUUAGAAAACGUGGGCCGGUAAGGAGAAGACCACCACGAGCUCAAAGACAGAGACAGAUGCUAGCUCUCACUGCUGGGAAUGAGGUUCAAGUAGGUGAGAGAAGAGAAGGGAAACAGGAAGUUGGAGCGAGAAAGAGGAAGAAGAUUAACCAAGGAACCGAGGAAGUUCCAUCCAUCAAGGCGCAAUGCUUAUCGGUGAUCCCACGUGAGGGAUCGCCCCCUACCCAAUGA